GGUGGCGGAGGGUUCCUCGACACAAAUUUGGCCCGAUAAUUACGUGGCCUGUGACCGUCGUGGAGGUCACCGCUCAACCCCCGAGGGAGGGUUGCCAACUCUGACUGAAGCUAUUCAGGGGGUGUGGGGUGGGGGGGUUGUUAAUUUAUCUUAUUAAAAUAUCCUGAAUCAAAAUCUCCCCGAUUGCUUUCAGUGGCCGCCGGUGUGAGAUCGAUCGAUCGAUCGAUGCCAGUUCCGCGGAGUAACAGACUCCCGGCCAAUGCUGCCGGGAGGAGAGUUGGCAACCCCCCCACAACCACCACCGCCGCCGCCACCACUCGGCACGCAGCUUGGUGGUGUGCGGUUGUUGAGGCCUUCGCUGACCACCGCAACGCGGUGCCCCAUCCACCCCAUCCCACAGGUUCCGCAGCAUCGCCCAGACGUACUUCCGCAGGGCCGACGGAGUCCUGCUCGUGUUCGACUGCACCCACGAGGGAUCCUUCCUCAACGUGCGAGAAUGGCUCCUCGCCGUGGAGGACGCUGCUGGGCGGAAGCUGCCGACCGUGCUGGUGGGGAACAAAGUGGACAUGCGCGACACGUGCCUCAAGUACGGCAAGAAGUGCGUCAUGCCGGAGGACGGGAAACGCCUGGCCAAGGAAUACAAUGCGAUCUACAUUGAGACGAGUGCAAAGCAGGGCACGAAUGUCCAAGACGCGGUGGAGUUGCUUGCCAAGCAGGUGCUGGCUGCGGACAUCGCGGAGACGAAGGCGAUGACUCUGCAGCUCGGAGGCGACGUCUCCGUCGACGGAGCCAAGGGCCGCUCCGGCUCCUGUUGCACCCCGGCGCCGGCCUCCACGUGAGCCCGUCCUCACCGCACGUGCGCCGAACGCGUGUGUGCGGUGAGGACGUCCUCACCGCACGUCCUCACCACGCACACGCGCGUGGUGAGGACGUCCUUACCACGCACACGCGCGUGGUGAGCACGUGCUCGCCAAACACGCGUCGAACGCGCGUGCCCCGGCGUCUACGAGGGGGCGGUCACGGCACAUGGCACGCGUGCGCCAACUUGUGAACAGACGCAGCAACGCGGGCGAAUCUCCCCACUCCGGCCAUCACGGCAAGGGAGGAGGGGAGGGGUGACACCUGGACAGGAGGCGACUCAAGCCCACGUGACUCACGCUCCCUUCGCAUCGCCCCGUCUGUGGCAUAUCCAACAAACGCGACACAUUCGUCAAUCACGCCGCCAUGCCCCCUCCGCACCCACCAAAAUAAAUAAAUGUCAGGUGACGUUUCGGCCAAUGAUCCUUCUUAAUUUAACUGCCAAGCCAGCGUGUUUCACACACUAUAGUAUUCCUUUUUUUUUUACAAAGUAAGCAAAGAUACGUAUACGAUUUUACGGAGGUCGCGCGUACAUUUAUAUGCCGUUCAUAGUUGUAACAUGGGUGUUAGGCAAAGCAGAAAUGUGUGUAUUUAUGAAAUAGACCAAUAUAACCUCAUUCAGUCUUAACUGAUAAUACAAUUUUAAAAAACAUCACGACCAAAUUGUCGCAAGUCGUCGUCUUCGUCUCUGUUGAUGUUUCUUUUUAAAGCUGUAUUUUCUACAAUAAAUAAUACAUUUCGUUUGUACCAGAUCACCACGUAGGUAUAAUGUCACUUUUCCGCCAUAACCGUGCACCACCCGACAGAGCCAUGUGAUCAUUGCAAGUAUAAGCGCUGCGUACGAUUACUGAAGAAAAAUGUAGCCGGCUCCGUUGGGUGUUGGGAGAGCGGCAUUCUACCUACACGACAAUCUGACGCAAAAGAAACUGAUUACGAAUCGUAAAUGUUGGGUCACGAAAGCCUAUGCGUUAAAAAUAAAAGUGAAAUAUCCCAACUACGCGAGGUUCUCAAGCGCCCAAAGUCCCUCCCCCUCUCCCUGCGGUUGUUCCGAAACCAUCGGCGGCAUUGUACCGGGCUUGCGCGCCGCUUACCACGAUACAAAUGUAAAAGUUUAAAGUAAAAAUAAAGCACAGA
This is a messenger RNA of Petromyzon marinus (sea lamprey), 1992 nucleotides long. The record is from RefSeq and is a predicted model, not a curated record. Lineage: Eukaryota; Metazoa; Chordata; Hyperoartia; Petromyzontiformes; Petromyzontidae.